Molecule: messenger RNA, 1164 nt
Organism: Mustela erminea (ermine)
Lineage: Eukaryota; Metazoa; Chordata; Mammalia; Carnivora; Mustelidae
Gene: MRPS18B
Product: mitochondrial ribosomal protein S18B
Exons: 7
Coding region: 104-880 (258 amino acids)
Biological process (GO): mitochondrial translation
Cellular component (GO): mitochondrion; ribosome
Molecular function (GO): structural constituent of ribosome
Source: RefSeq, a predicted model, not a curated record
CCGCCUCGCGCACUGCGGGCUCGCCCUUGGCCCUACCCUAGUCAGUUUCUUAGAGCAAGCGCAGUUGCGUUUCCGCCUCUUCUUGCCUUUGGCGUACGUCAACAUGGCAGCCUCCGUUUUGCGUUCGUGGCUGAGGCUCCUUCCUAGCCUUUCGCCCUUCAGAGGUGCCUACGGAGUUCAGGUUCCUCUUCAGACUCUUUGCACCAGAAGCCCCUCUGAGGAAGAUUCUUUGUCCCCAGUUCCGAUAACGCCUUAUAAGAAUGAACCCUGGAAAUAUCUGGACUCAGAAGAAUACCAGAACCGCUAUGGCUCUCGCCCCAUCUGGGCUGACUACCGUAGAAACCACAAAGGUGGAAUACCCCCACAGCGGACUAGAAAGACAUGUAUUCGUAGAGAUAAAGUUGCUGGGAAUCCCUGUCCCAUUUGCCGGGAUCACAAGCUCCAUGUCGACUUUAGGAACGUGAAGCUCUUGGAACAGUUUGUCUGCGCCCACACAGGUGUCAUCUUCCAUGCUCCAUACACAGGGGUCUGUAUGAAGCAACACAAGAAGUUGACCCAGGCCAUCCAGAAAGCCAGAGAUCAUGGUCUCCUCAGUUACCACAUUCCUCAGGUUGAACCUCGGGACCUUGACUUCAGUACCUCUCAUGGAGCUGUGAGUGCCACUCCGCCAGCGCCCUCCCUGGUUUCAGGUGACCCCUGGUAUCCAUGGUACAGCUGGAAACAGCCACCUGAGAGAGAGUUGUCCCGCCUUCGACGGCUCUAUCAGGGCCAUCUCCGAGAAGAGAGUGGUCCCCCACCUGAAUCAGUGCCUGAGGUGCCCCUCAAAACCACAGCUGAAGCCUCCUCCACUGAGCAGAAGAGCCCCCAGAGUGCUCUGUAGGAGCUGUAGACUGGGAAGGAGUUAAGAGAUAGUGCCUAGGAAUUACAUGAUGGGAUUUCACUCUGGGGAAUUGUGUCUCUAUGGCCAAUGGCAGGCUCAGGGCCAGAGAGAAGAAAUGAUUGCUGUUGCAUGGAAUAAAUGCUUCUGAGGCUUAGGGGAGGGCAGGACAGAUGUGUAUGGGAAACCCCAGAUUCUAUAUAUUGUAAAUAAUAGGCUAAACGUUUUACUUGCUUCAGAUUUCUGUUAACUUGGCUUUUUCACAAUAAAGCUGUAUCUCCUGUUUC